AAACCACUUUCUUCUUUCUUUUUCAACCCAAAAGGAAGGAAGCCCCUGGAACUGUCUGGCAUCUUCCCAUCCUUAUUCUUAGUCUCGCAACAUCCCCAGACUGAAUCAUCACCACUAGUCGUGGCCUCCCUUAGUACCAAGUACCAAGUACCAGGUACCCCAGGUGCCUUCCCAAGCCCCAACACCAACCAAGACGACCGCGUACAAGACUACGUGACUGCCCCAGGCCAGGUUGUCUGCUUCAAUUCACAAACCUCAUCAGUGUCAACGUCUCUCUCUCUCUGCUUGCGCUCUUGUUUCGGCGCGGACGCUUGAGCUCCAUCAAACGCAGCUUGACAUCAGGCUAAUCGCAUAUUGUUAUACGCCCCCUCCUCCCCAACCCACAUCGCCUCGCACAGCCAGGCACGCCCGUCUGUGUUAUAAUACGCUUCCUGAUCGGGCGAGAUCGAUCUUGUCCUCCACAGCUUGUCACACCAGCACCCAAGCCGCCGCCUCAUAUUAUCCGGCUGCGUGUGCCACACAACUCGCCGCCAUGGCCUCGCUCCUAAGGCCAAAUCGGUCCAGUACCGACGGAAAUGGCCACGGCCAUAACCAGGCCGACGCCGUGUGCACGAGUUCAUUUAUUGUGUCUAAUAUGCACUGCCCGACCUGCGUCUCAGCCAUCAAGCACGAGAUAGGCGAGAACUUCCCAGGCGGCAUCACAUGGGUUUCACCGAACAUCGUGACCUCAGUCGUCACCGUGGAACACGACCCAUCUGUUGUACCAAGGCGCUUGGCUGAUGUCCUGGAGGAGGCCGGCUAUGAAGUCUCAGGCAUCACCUCCACCGGUGCUGGUUCCGACGGCGGCUUUACCUCCCCGGUCGACGCCACUGCCCAGUGUUGCAACCCGGAGCCUGCAGAGUCACGCCCAAACCCGUCUUCCGCCCUUACAAAUUGGCUGUCGGGAGAUCGGUCGCGGUCAGAAGCCGCCCGCGUUCAUCUACUAAAUUGCGAGCAAUGCCGCAACUCCCAGGCCGCCUCGCCCACCGGAGUCCCUGCUCAUGGCCAGGCGGAUGGCCCUCACUCCCUGGCAGCUUCCCCCUCAGACAGCCGACGUCCUUCGCCAGAUCAGCGGCUAUCAUCCAAAGGGAAAUCCGGGCCAAUGUCUUUCGUUACGGUUGAUUCGGAUGAGAGUAGCUCGCCUGAUGCCUGGCGAGCUACUCUUGCUGUGGGAGGAAUGACCUGCGCCUCCUGCGUCAAUGCUAUCACGGACGCCUUGAACAAGAAAGACUACACUACCGCUGUCGCGGUUAAUCUCGUUUCCAACAGCGCGACCGUCGACUUUUCAGGCAAGGACCACGCUGAAGACAUUGUCGAAUCCAUCGAGGACAUGGGCUAUGAGGCGGCACUGGACAAGGUUGAGCCCAUUAGAGAGGAAAAGGCCGAGUCACAGGAGAGGACGGUAGAGCUCGCGCUUCAGGGCGUGUACUGCAAGCACUGUCCGGCUCGUGUCGUCAAUAGCUUGGCCGGCUUCCGUCGGCAGCUGUGGAUCAUUACGGAGCCCACCCAGGCCAGGCCCAUCAUGAAGAUCUCAUACGUGCCCGAUGCUCCUGGCUUCACAAUCCGGCAGAUUCUGGCAGCUGUACAAGCCAGUGACCCGGCCCUGAGAGCAUCGAUCCACCACCCACCAAGCCUGGAGGAACGGUCAAAGGCAGCCCAACGGAAGCACCAAUGGCAGCUAUUGUACCGGGCGCUGGGGACUUUGAUCGUGGCCAUUCCAACAUUCAUCAUUGGUAUUGUUUAUAUGUCUCUGAUACCCGAAGGCAACCCGAGCAAGCACUACCUCAUGAUGCCAUGGACUUCAGGUAUCAGCCGCGCCCAGAUCGCCCUGUUUGUCCUGUCGACGCCAAUCUAUUUCUUCGCUGCCGACGUCUUCCACAGGCGCGCCAUCAAGGAGAUCCGGACCCUGUGGCGGAAGGGGAGUAAGGUUCCCAUCCUGCGGAGGUUCUAUCGCUUUGGCAGCAUGAAUACUCUCAUGUCUCUCGGCACAACCAUUGCCUACGUCUCUUCAGUAGCCCAGCUGAUCGCUGCUGGGGUACACAAACCAGAGAAGGUCAAUGAUACAGACUUCUACUUUGACUCGGUAGUCUUCCUGACUCUUUUCCUCCUCUUCGGUAGAUGGAUCGAGGCGUACAGCAAGUCCAAGACUGGCGAUGCGGUAUCAGCCCUGGGCAAACUUCGUCCAACUGAGGCAGUUCUCGUCGAGCGCGAUGCGUCCGGCAAAGAAACGGACAGCACUGUCAAAGCCGAUCUGUUGGACUUCGGAGACACAGUACGGAUCAGGAACGGGUCAUCUCCGCCCGCAGACGGCGUCAUUGUUAAGGGAGUCAGCAGCUUUGACGAGUCCAGUCUUACUGGCGAGGCCCGCCUUAUCAAGAAGAGCCCCGGGGAAGCUGUCUACGCCGGUACAGUCAACAAGGGACAGCCCAUCCUGAUACAGAUCACCGGGGCGGUGGGCACGUCGAUGCUGGACCAGAUCGUGAGCGUCGUUCGCGAAGGUCAGACGAAGCGAGCUCCUAUGGAGCAGAUUGCCGAUGUCCUUACAACUUACUUCGUGCCUGUGGUCACCCUCGUUGCCAUUCUCACUUGGCUCAUAUGGAUGAUCCUGGGCCUAAGCGGGGCUCUUCCUGAUGACUAUCUGGAUGUCACGUCUGGUGGAUGGGUGGCCUUUGCCCUGCAAUUCGCCAUCUCUGUCUUCGUGGUCGCGUGCCCCUGCGGUCUCGGAUUGGCUGCCCCAACAGCCAUCUUUGUCGGGGGUGGGCUCGCCGCCAAGUAUGGUAUCUUGGCCAAGGGCGGUGGCGAAGCUUUUGAGAAAGCCAGCCGCAUCGACUGUGUUGUAUUCGACAAGACAGGCACAUUGACCGAGGGCGGCCAACCGAGCAUCACGGACUUUGUCUACUACCCUGACAACACCACAGAACCUGAUGGAAAAGAAGCGAUGCUGGCUGCUGUGAAGGCCGUCGAAGAAGGCAGCAGCCAUCCAGUAGCAAAAGCUAUCGCCUCGUUCUGCGCGAAUCAGGAGAUCGACUCAGACGUCAGGGUCGAUGACCUACAUGAGAUCCCAGGCAAGGGUAUGAGGGCCAAAUACCACAGUGGGAACCAGCAUUUCGACAUUCUCGUGGGCAACGAGGCACUUAUGCUGGAAUACCGCGUACAGAUUUCUAAUAAGGUCGUCGAACUGUUGCAUAAGUGGAAGGGAGAGGCAAAGUCAAUCGCCCUCGUCGCAACACUACAGACGAAAUCAAGCCAGGAGAGCGAGACGGUCUCGGGUGACCAAAACAACGGGGCGGCAUCGAGCACGAGUUGGUGGGUGAUCGCCGCCGCUCUCUCAAUCUCCGAUCCUAUCCGCCCCGAAGCACCCACCAUUGUACGCGCUCUUCAGUCCCGCGGAACUCGCGUGUGGAUGCUCUCGGGCGACAACGACGUUACCGCCCGGGCGGUAGCAGCCCGCAUUGGCAUCCCGCCGGACCAGGUCAUCUCUGGGGUCCUGCCGACACAGAAGGCCGACAAGAUCACGUAUCUGCAGUCGACGCUCAAGGCCGACAACGAGAAGUCGGAGAAGCGAGCGACGGUGGCCAUGGUGGGAGACGGGAUCAACGACUCGCCGGCACUGACCAAGGCUGACGUCGGCAUCGCGAUCGGGUCCGGUUCGGACGUGGCCAUCAGCUCGGCCGAGUUCGUGCUGGUCAAGUCGGACCUGUGGAGCGUGGUGACGCUCCUGGAGCUGUCGCAGACGGUAUUCCGCCGCGUCAAGAUCAACUUCGCCUGGGCCCUCAUCUACAACCUCAUCGCCGUGCCCGUCGCCGCGGGAGUCCUCUACCCCGUCGUCAGCGGUGGCAACCACGUCAAGCUCGACCCCGUCUGGGCCAGCCUGGCCAUGGCACUGUCGAGCAUCUCGGUGGUCAUGAGCAGCCUAGCGCUGAGGAGCGGCAUCCCUGGAAUCGGGUUCAGGGAGAGGACUCGUGAGACCACCCUGUAGGAUGGGGGUGGCCGUCGCAGUCGCUCUUCUUCUCGGCAUGGAAAUCGAAGAGGGAGGAUAAGGAAUGCGGGGUUGCAUAUGGGAUGAAUUGAGGUCUGGAUGAUAGGGCAGGUUGUAUGAUAUACCCGUCCGGGAGAGAUGUGUCCCUGGCAAAGGAGACAUAGGAUAAUACCCCACGGCGUUUUAUGGAGGAUUGUUUUGUCUCGGAGUCUGUACCUAGCGAUUGUUUUGGGGCCAUCUCCCCAGCGAGAUGCUA
Messenger RNA from Diaporthe batatas, 4274 nucleotides. RefSeq lists its product as uncharacterized. The transcript has a single exon. The record is from RefSeq and is a predicted model, not a curated record. Gene Ontology annotation, molecular function: ATP binding; P-type divalent copper transporter activity; ATP hydrolysis activity. Gene Ontology annotation, cellular component: membrane. The coding region runs from base 533 to 4018 and encodes 1161 amino acids. Lineage: Eukaryota; Fungi; Ascomycota; Sordariomycetes; Diaporthales; Diaporthaceae. Gene Ontology annotation, biological process: copper ion homeostasis; monoatomic cation transport.